This is a messenger RNA of Syngnathus typhle (broad-nosed pipefish), 3017 nucleotides long. RefSeq names its product linkage group 12 C2orf42 homolog (gene lg12h2orf42). Lineage: Eukaryota; Metazoa; Chordata; Actinopteri; Syngnathiformes; Syngnathidae. The coding region runs from base 109 to 1905 and encodes 598 amino acids. The transcript is spliced from 10 exons. The record is from RefSeq and is a predicted model, not a curated record. Gene Ontology annotation, cellular component: nucleus.
GUUACAGGCGCAAUGCGGUGUUGGGAUGUAAGAAGCAAUGGCGACGGUCGAGCAGUUCUGGAGGUAAAAUAGCCCUAUUUGACCGAAGAGAAGCUUCCCAGUCAGAAAAUGGAAGGCAUGGCCCCUUCCAUCAUCCCACCAUUGUCUGCCACCCCGCUCGCCGCCAAACAGCAGGACGUUCACACCAAGGCGGGGUCCGCCGUAACCCCAGCCUUCCUCUCCAACCUGGGGAGGGCCACCCUGCGCGGCAUCCGCAAGUGUCCCCGCUGUGGCGUCUACAACGGCACCCGGGGGCUCAGCUGCAAGAACAAACUGUGCGGGAUAUCACUCCGGAACGCCACCUCGGGGAACAGGGGGAGCCGGAAGGGUGGCGUGGAGGCGGUCAGAGUGAUCAUCGACAGCGAGGAGCGAGAGGGGAAGGAGCAGGAUAACAACGAAGGGGGCGGUGUUCAGGUGUUUUCCGUGUGCCACCGAGAACGAGGAUCCGCCCAGCUGGGCUUUGUGGGGCUGUCUCCCACCGACACCGCUAUCUCCACGGGCGAGCGGCACCCCAUGCUGUCUCAGAUCAACAUGGGCCGCUGCUUCAUGCCGGCCUGCAAGCAGGGUUCGAGGUCCGACCGCUCCGAGUCCGGCUUACCCGACACCCUCUGUGUCCAUAUCAAGACUGCCAUCGAGUGCCGCCGCUCCGCCGCCCCUCUGAGCGUCAAGAGCUCUGCCCUAGAGGCAUUGACAGCCUCAAUGCAGGACAAAGAGGAACUGUGGGGGCUAGCCACCGAGUCCCCGGGGCCCCUGGUGCAACGAGUGUCCAAGGACACGCUGGUGGUCAAGUGCCGCCCCGAUUCUGCGCACGCCCUGGGCCUUCUACACCUGACGGUUGGUGGCGGCGUAGGACCGUCCAAUGUGGCGAAAGGCGGCAGGAGGACCCGGCGGGCGACGCAGCAGCAGGCGGCAUUUCACUGCGCCUGCCGCCCGCAGACGGCUGAGGCGUCGUGCGCCACUGACCACCCAGACCCUUCACACCCCUGCCUGCACUUCUAUGCCUGCGUUUGUGCCUUUGCCAGCGAUGAGAAACUGGCGUCAGAAUUUGCCACCUUUAUCAGCUCGGCGACAACAGGCAUUGUACCUACCCCAACCGGCAAAGUCCUCGUUCCCUGCGAGAGGCCCCCUCCCCUUCCCACGGAACCGCUCAGAUAUCUUCACAAAGCCAAGAAACCACGCCCGGAUGAAGCUCCCUCAGCUGGCACUCAGAUGGUGGAUGAGGGCUCAAUGUCCUUGAGUUUCUACCAGUGGUUGGCCGGCGUCACUGAGAGGAUUCAGCAAACCAUGCACUACCAGUUUGACGGGAAACCCGAUCCUCUGGUAUACUACAUUCCUCAGCAAUUCUUCAAUGCUCUGCAGCAUCGCCUGUCUCUGGGCUCCAAGAGGCGGCUGCCCAACUUCACCACAGUGCUGGAGAACAAUGACGGCGUCCCUCAGGGCUCCCUCUCCAAAUAUACUUGGCACAUCACCAACCUCGCACUGGUCAAACGCAUCUUUGACACGCCUGAGUUGCAGUUAGAGCUCACUCAGAGUUUUGUCCGCAACAUGGACGGUUCCUACUCCCGCUUUCACUGUCCUCAACCUCCGCCUGAACCUGCGCCGGCGGACGGGAUUAGAACGGAUAGGACGUUGCCCAUUCGGCCCAUGGAGCUCCAAACCUUCCUCAAAGUUGGGCCCGGCUCGGAUGACCCAGAAGAACCCGGCCCCUUUGUCAUUGAGUGGACCCCCGACGUGCUCCCACGCUGCCACAUGGGCAAGCUGAGGAUCCUCUACCAGUUUGGACACCAGCAGAGCGGACAGCAGGCGGAAUGUGGAGAGAAGGAUGGUCACAGCACAACAGGACGCGUCAAAGCAAAGCGGCCGUGACACCGACAAAGCCGUCAUCGCCGUUUCCACGACAACAGCUUGGAAUCCCGUUGCCGUCCUCUUGAUCCCCUUCCUCUCAUUCGCGCCGGACAGCAAGUAAGGUCAUGACCACUUCCUGUCCGUAGACGCGAGCUUUCAGAACGACGCUUUCAUGCGCGAUUUAGAUAGCUGCUCGGACACGAGUUGGACACAAGUCGUCAAGUGCAUAGAACUUCAAUCCACAAAGUCCAGUUGGACAUGAGAAUAAUAGGUCACAGUAGGUCAUAAGGACAGAAGUCUACGAGGACACAAGAAUUCCAUGUCGAAAAAAAAUAUGCAUGUGCAAGGAUGGAAGGACACAAGUACACUAGGAUACAAGGAUGCUGGGACAUAGCCACUAGGACACACAAGUCACUGAGGAACCGAGGUUGGACAGUCCUGGCAUUUUCAAGUCUUGCUCUAAAGUCUCAGUUCAGUGCCCCGCGGACUUCACGGACAAUCUGGAAUGUUUUUGUGUCCCGCCACGAACUCUCCCCCGUCCGGCCUCCUCUCUCGUCUGUUUUUCAUCUGCGGCGUUGAUUUACGCCGCCGAUCCCCUCGCUUCCUGUCGGGAUAGAUUUAUGGGUCCACGAGUGCUGCGUGACCGAUUGGCUCGGAGGCGUCGCAGCCACAUGCGCUUGGCGAGUGAAAGAUGGCAGCUGCGGUGGCUUUUCAUGUCAUUUUUCUUUCAUCUUUGAUGUUUUAUGGCGUAAUCUUUGUGGCAGCAAAAAUGCCGCGUCCACUUCGGAGCUGCUGUUUCGGCAAAAACCUGUUUGUCUUUUUUAAGCGUGGAUUAUAGGGCCAUGUAGGCAAUUUCUCUUCCAAAGCAAACGAAUUUUAGUCCGCCGGCUGCCAACUUAAAACCGUGUCCGCUACACCAAUGUCUGACGCUAAGUAUCGAAAUAUUUAAUACAAAGUCAACGCAACGGUCGGAACUUCACACACAAGACAGCUCAACUGCGAUAAUCUCAUCAUGAUCGACUGACCAUAGUUUUUCGAAACCACAAAAAAAAAAAAAAAAAAGAAAGGCGAGUCAAGAAUGCUGUCAGGGCGCAUAAUUGCUGGGCCGCCACGGCGAGUACGUUUUUUUUUUU